This is a messenger RNA of Danio aesculapii, 2819 nucleotides long. It is a transcript of the gene atl3, whose product is annotated as atlastin 3. The record is from RefSeq and is a predicted model, not a curated record. Gene Ontology annotation, biological process: protein homooligomerization; endoplasmic reticulum organization. The transcript is spliced from 14 exons. Lineage: Eukaryota; Metazoa; Chordata; Actinopteri; Cypriniformes; Danionidae. Gene Ontology annotation, molecular function: GTPase activity; GTP binding. The coding region runs from base 116 to 1657 and encodes 513 amino acids.
UUGACGGAUAAAGUUGUGUUUAUUAAAACUGAAACGUUCAUAAUCUGAAACAGGACCAGUGGAAGUUUUGGAGUGUGAAGCGAAGGAUAAGUAAGCGUGUGAUAUCGGACAGAGGAUGAGGAGUGAACCUGGGCCAGUUCAGAUUGUGACCGUCAACAAGGAGAAACACUCCUUUGACCUGGACACAGAAGCGCUCAGUCGGAUUCUCUUGGUGCCUGAAGUUCGAGAUAAGCAUGUGGUCGUGGUGUCUGUCGCUGGUGCUUUCCGAAAGGGCAAAAGCUUCCUUUUGGACUUCUUGCUCCGAUACAUGUAUAGGAAGCCUGGUCAGGACUGGCUUGGGCAGGACAAUGAUCCGCUGACGGGUUUCUCCUGGAGAGGAGGAUCAGAACCAGAGACCACCGGCAUCCAGCUAUGGAGUGAAGUUUUUGUUGUGCAGAAGAAGGAUGGAAGUGAGGUUGCAGUGCUUUUAAUGGACACGCAAGGAGCGUUUGAUUCACAGUCCACAGUGAAAGAUUGUGCCACUAUCUUUGCCCUCAGCACCAUGACCAGUUCUGUCCAGAUUUAUAACCUGUCACAGAAUAUUCAGGAAGAUGAUCUACAGCAACUUCAGCUGUUUACAGAGUAUGGCCGACUUGCUAUGGAUGAAAUCUUUCUAAAGCCUUUCCAGUCGCUUAUGUUCUUGGUCAGAGACUGGAGCUUCCCUUAUGAGUACAAAUAUGGCUUCAAUGGGGGAAGCAGUUUCUUGGACAAACGUCUGCAAGUGAAGCAGUCUCAGCAUGAGGAGCUUCAGACAGUGAGAGAGCACAUUCACUCCUGUUUCACCUCAAUUUCCUGUUUUCUCUUACCACACCCUGGCCUGAAGGUGGCUACAAGCCCUACUUUCAAGGGACAGCUGUGUGAUGUGGCUCCUGAGUUUAAGGAAGGGUUGCGUGAACUCAUUCCCAACCUGCUGAAGACAGAUGAUCUGGCUGUAAAGGAGAUCAAUGGGAAUAAAGUAACCUGCAGAGGCCUGCUGGAGUACUUCAAGGCAUAUAUAAAGAUAUAUCAAGGAGAGGGCCUUCCACACCCUAAAUCAAUGCUUGAGGCGACAGCAGAGGCCAAUAACCUUGCAGCUGUGGCCUCCGCUAAAGACCAGUACUACAAGAAUAUGGAGAAGGUGUGUGGUGGAGAUCUGCCUUACGUGGCCCCCGACUCACUGGAGGAGAAGCACCGUUUCUUCCUGCAGGAAGCCCUUCACCUCUUCUCCAGCACUAAAAAGAUGGGCGGACGGGAUUUCUGCUACCGCUAUCAGGAGCAGUUGGAAAAAGAGCUGAAAGAGAUGUGGGAGAAUUUAAGCAAGCACAAUGAGUCCAAGAAUGUUUUCAGUGCUUUCCGGACACCUGCAGUGCUGUUCGUCCUGGUCUGCCUUCUGUAUGUGCUGUCAGGAGUUAUGUUCUUUAUUGGCCUGGAAACUAUUUCCUUUGCAUGUGACUGUAUAGUGGGUUUGGCCAUGAUCGCUAUGCUGACCUGGGCCUUCAUCCGUUACUCUGGCCAGUACAGAGAAGUAGGCACAGCCAUAGACCAGGCUGCUGGAGUCAUACUAGAGCAGGCCACAGAUGUGUUAAACAAGACAAGAAACCAGGGUCAAGUGGCUGCGCAGCAGAAGAAAAACAGAUAGCUUAUCAGUCAAAAUGAAGAUGCCAGACAAAAAAAAAAACAAUGUACAAACUGCACAGACGUGACCAAUAAUGAUACCAAAUAAUGCGCAUCUCCAAACAUAGCACUUAAAUCUUUACUUCUAAUCCAGGUUGACUGAUUGUCAAAAUAUCUUACAGCAGAUGUUUAAAUAUCGACAUAAAUAUGAAUAUUUGACCAAAUAUCACAAACCAGCGGUUGGCUCUUCAGGGACAGGUAAGGAUUUAGCACAAGGGCUAAACUCUCCACAGAGCUGCAUUAAGUUUACAGUUGUUCAUUCCAGUACAGCCAAAGACUUGUCCUCUGUAGCCGGUCAGGGUGGUGUAACUUUAGGAUUGCACUUCGUAGGCAUGUUAUCUGUUCUUUUUAGCCAGGAAUAUCUUUGCACAUGAACUGCCAUUACUUAAGGCUUAAGCUUGAUCUGCUGUUUAGUAUUAAAAGUGUAGCUACAUUAUUGUGAGAGCUUUGUUUUAUGAUCUCUGUACCAAACUGUGGCCUUCUAUCCAUUCCAUCUUUCCAUCUAUGUAUGAUUUCCAUUACAAGUCCUGUCAGUAACUUGUUUCCUUUUAUUCUGGGCUUUCAAAGUUUGUGGACUGGUCCUGUUACUGUACACGCUAUUUUAACUGCCGUCAUGUUGUUUGGGUGUUCAAAACCAUCCUGACUGUUUCUUAAAGUAGGACUAAAAGGAUUGAUAGAAAAGCCAAUCUCAACUAUUUAAUGUUGUCCUAAUGAAAGCUCAGCUAGUGCACUUUUCUGUGAUCAGGUUUAUAUUUGUAUAUCAUAUUAGAUAAUGCCAGAUUGUUGGAUUGAUCUGAGCACUGUUGCAUCUUAUUACUUUCCAUUUUAUGUCAUAUCACAUUCCUGUUCAUUCGUGUGUAUACCUGGAGAAUUUCCAGGCCUAUGAAAGCAUUUUAAAGACAAUAUGUUGUGUCUGUGUGGUGAUGUUAAUUGUUGCAUUCCUCUAGAGCCUCAGUUUUGGGAGCUUUGAUUGUGUUCUGGAUCUCUUCACAGUUUCAAGUUCAGUGGACCUGCCUAAUCUGAUAUACUAGGGGUUGCUUUCUGUCCCUGCAUAUCAUUUUACUGUUACACACACACACACUUUAUAUAUAUCUCCCCCCAAAAUAAAGCUACAAGUAUGCAAUGCA